AUGCAUUAUUUUAGAAAGAAUGGUGGUUCAAAAUUUGUUGGUUCUGACGAUUACUUUAUGAAGCCAAGCGGGAAAGGAUUACGUCCCAGUCCUUCAGUUAAUACACUGAAUCGUUUAGAAAGGCAGAGAAUAGUUUUAUGGAAACGGCCUUUGCAGACGACAUAUUUCGCUACUAGAGAAUCAACGCAUUUGUUCAUCCAAUUCUUACAUUACAUAUCAGUGAUCUUUCUUUUGCUCGUAUCUUACGGCCUUUAUUGGACGUGUAAGGUCCCAGGUCGUCAUCAACCAUAUAUUGAUAUACUUCGCAAGAAUGGCUUGAACUUUUGUUCUUGGAUUGGACUUGGCAUUCUUUCUUCUGUUGGGCUAGGUUUUGGCUUGCACACGUUUUUACUGUAUCUUGGGCCGUUUAUUGCUCAGGUAACUGUUGCUGCGUAUGUUUGCCAGUCGCUGGACUUUCCUGAGCCACCAUAUCCUAACCAGUCGCAGGCCGCAGUUACCAUGUGGGCAAUUAUGUCUAAGGUUCGCUGGGAAGCAUUAUGUUGGGGAGCGGGUACUGCUUUGGGUGAAUUACCACCGUAUUUUAUGGCUAAAGCUGCAAGAAUUUCUGGUGAAGAACCUGAUGACGAAGAAUACAGGUGCUCUCAUUUUGAAUGCUGUUUUUCUUUGGCUGUUUUUUCAGCAGCAGUUCUGGUUGAAAGAUUCAUGACCGGUUUGAUCGACAAAAUCGGGUUCUUUGGGAUUUUACUUUGUGCUUCGAUUCCGAACCCACUUUUUGAUUUAGCAGGCAUUACUUGCGGGUAUCUACUAAUUCCAUUCUGGACAUUCUUUGGCGCAACAUUAAUUGGGAAAGCUUUAAUAAAGAUGCAUUUACAGGGGACCGAUACCGUUCAACAGAUAUUUUCCAUUCUCAUUGGAUUAAUGUUUGGAUAUUUUGUGAUUUCAAUAAUAAAUUCACUCGCACAGCGAUGGCACAAGAGGCUCUGUGCAGCUGAGAGAAAAAAGUUGUUGUAA
This is a messenger RNA of Enterobius vermicularis (human pinworm), 1011 nucleotides long. The record is from the annotation of a GenBank genome assembly. NCBI's taxonomy places the organism in Eukaryota, Metazoa, Nematoda, Chromadorea, Rhabditida, Oxyuridae.